AUGGCAGGGCCUCGAGUCGCAUGGAUAGGUCUCGGCAACAUCGGCCGAGGCAUGAGCCAAAACAUCGCCGAAAAAGGACCCCAAACCGGCCCCCUCCUCCUCUACAACCGCACAACCGCACGAGCAACCGCCCACGCCUCGAAACUCCCAAACGCCAAAGCCGUAACUACCCUCCCGGAAGCAGUAAACCAAUCCGACCUGAUCUUCACCUGCGUCGGCGACGACGCCGCCCUGGACUCAAUCGUCACGGCAAUCCUAUCGGACCCUACAAUCCCGCAAGACCUGUCCGACAAGAUCUUCAUCGAUUGCUCGACCGUGCACCCGGAUACAUCGCGACAAACCGAGGCCGCCUUCAAUGAGCGGGGAGCGGGGUUCGUCGCGUGUCCGGUCUUCGGGGCACCGAAUAUGGCAGAUGCGGGACAGCUUAUCGUCGUUCCGGCUGGGAAGCGUGCGGCAAUUGAGAAAGUGCGACCGUUUUUCGACGGUGUCGUGUCUAAGAAGACGAUUGAUCUUUCGUCUGGGAGGGGAGGUGAUAUAGAUGUUGGACGGGCGUCGACGCUGAAAUUACUCGGUAACACGUUCAUUCUCAAUACGGUUGGUGUUCUUGCUGAGGCCCUUGUUGCCGCUGAGGCGUCUGGGCUGGGAGUUGAGCCGCUGCAAGAAUGGCUUGGGCUUUUUGCGCCGGGCCCGUUUGCUAAUUAUGCGCAGAGGAUGGUGGGCGGGGAUUAUUGUACCCGGGACGAGCCGCUCUUUGCAGUUGAUCUUGCUAGGAAGGAUCUGAGACAUGCUUAUGGGAUUGCGAAGGAGGGAGGACUGAGGAUGAAAAACGUCGAGGUUAUGGAUGGGCUUCUAGAGGUCGUUAAGGAGGUUAGGGGGGACAAGGGAGAUGUUGCUGCUGUUUACGGGGCGGCUAGAAAGGGAGCUGGGAUGGAAUUCGGGAAUCAAUGA
Molecule: messenger RNA, 948 nt
Organism: Penicillium roqueforti
Lineage: Eukaryota; Fungi; Ascomycota; Eurotiomycetes; Eurotiales; Aspergillaceae
Product: NAD(P)-dependent oxidoreductase
Exons: 2
Coding region: 1-948 (315 amino acids)
Molecular function (GO): NADP binding; NAD binding; oxidoreductase activity, acting on the CH-OH group of donors, NAD or NADP as acceptor
Source: RefSeq, a predicted model, not a curated record